Molecule: messenger RNA, 1589 nt
Organism: Paraphaeosphaeria sporulosa
Lineage: Eukaryota; Fungi; Ascomycota; Dothideomycetes; Pleosporales; Didymosphaeriaceae
Exons: 2
Coding region: 86-1390 (434 amino acids)
Source: RefSeq, a predicted model, not a curated record
CUUCGCGUCGCGACUCUGCACGUGUACAGUUGUGAAUUUUGUCAGGACUGUGUGUGCAAAGCGCAGUUCACUUUGCGACGAAGCCAUGGUGAUUCGCCUCUUUCCAGGCCUCAGGGCAGCAGAUGAGGAGCUUGGGUGGAGGCCACCCAAUCAAAACUGGCUUUCGACUGGCAUUCUUGAUGCAGCUGGCGGCUUUGCGAUAGUAGGUGCACUAUUCUCCGCUCCCGUUUUACGAUUGUUUCGUCGCGCUCGUCCGGGAGCGUGGACCUUCAGAUUUGGUGCUUUGUCAAUGCUGGCUGUCGGUACCUGUGCCAUAGUCGACACUCGAAUAACGCGCGAAAUCCUUGUCAAGAAAGACGUGCAGGUGUCGACAUCGCCUAGCAGAUUAUGUGCACGUAGCAAUGGAUUCACCGCCGAUGACGGCGCCAUUUUGGGCGGGCUCAGCGCCCUGGCUUUGCGUAUCAAAGUGAGCCCUUUGGGCAUGCUCCCACCCUGGCAACGAUUCGUGGGAUAUGCCGGAAUUACUCUUGCGGGGGCAAUUCUGGGAUCACAGGGUGCAGCGCACGCGAUCUUAAAUCGCUCCCGCAGUAUGAAAGCACAAAAUGAGAUGUGCAAAGCGGAACAAAAGAAGGACGACGACUUGAUGCAGCUGGCAAACAGCCCUGACUUCCUUGGAAAACUGGACCACAUUUUCCUAGGGAAGCCAUUUUAUCAGACGACAUUAUUUAUACGGCUCUUUCUGCGCCGUGCGGGAAUCUCGGGGACAUCAACCUUGAGCCCCUUCCCGGAAAAGACUCCCGUGAGCUGGCUACCACAGCCUAUCUACCCCGUUUUACUAUAUGCAGGGAUAGACGAGCCUCGCAUAGACUGGAAGUUGGCAGCACGAUCAAAUCCCCGACCUUCAGGCAACACUGUGGAUACCAUGACUCGGGAAGCUGAAUACAUCGCAUUUCAGAUCAACGAAAGAAUUCAGACUCUAGGACUGGCAUCACCUGGACCGAAGGCCGGCACAGAUAGUGAACGCAAUCCCACACUUCUUUCGUCGACAAUGAAUUUGAUAAGACUGCAGAGGAUCAUUUUGGAGGACAUAGAAGAAGAGAAAUCUCGUCACGGCGAAAGCUUUGAUGUGAGCGCCUUCUUAUCUUCGCUGAAUAUAGAGCCGAAACAUAACCGGAGUUACGACCCACAAGCGAGUGUCAGCUGUCUUCGUGGGUCCCUAGCGAAUUGGGACAAGGGCUUCGAAUCGGCACUAGCAGAAGGAACAGUCACAAUGGAACAACUGCAGCCAAUGAAGACUGGCUUGAAAAGAUUGAUCAAUGACUUGGAACAAGAGUCACAUGCGGUUCAAAACUUGCAAUACGGCGGGAGUAAGGGCUCCCAGGAGGCUUAAUAUCCCUGAGGCGUGCACUCAUUAUCAUGUAUUUGUGUUCGUGUGUUUGUUCCGUCAGCAUGUUCUCAGCUACACAACGCCCCAUCAACUGUCUGCUAAAUAAUCUAGCAAGCCGCCUGGAAAAGCAUGCGCAAUCACUCUGGACCAAGACCAUUGACUAAUACGGCCAGACAGAAAUCUAAGAUCAUAGUGACUUAAA